Messenger RNA from Cyprinus carpio (common carp), 1871 nucleotides. It is a transcript of the gene btd, whose product is annotated as biotinidase. NCBI's taxonomy places the organism in Eukaryota, Metazoa, Chordata, Actinopteri, Cypriniformes, Cyprinidae. Gene Ontology annotation, molecular function: hydrolase activity, acting on carbon-nitrogen (but not peptide) bonds, in linear amides. The record is from RefSeq and is a predicted model, not a curated record.
GCCAGCCAAUCAGAAAUUAGAAUGUGGUUGUUUCCGGGUAAAUUACGUGAUCCCACUGUAAGCACGUUCGAUGCGCGCGCACACGGAGUAUAAGAUGGAAGAGCGAGUCAAGAUCCGAUGAAUGCUAUAGACUGACCCACAUGAGUCAGUGUUUCUCCUCAUCAUGGCGCGCAUGUUGGACAGGUUGGUGCUCUGUUUGAGCGGCCUGCAGCUCAUCCUCGCCGCCGAUCAUCCGUCCUAUGUGGCGGCGGUGUACGAGCACCGUGUGCUGCUGAACCCGAACCCAAGAGUCCCGCUGGACCGGAGAUCCGCUCUGGAGCACAUGAAGCAGAACCUGCGUGUGUUUGAAGAGCAGACAGCACUGGCAGCACAGCAGGGUGCUCAGAUCAUAGUGUUUCCAGAAGAUGCCAUCCAUGGGUUCAACUUCACCAGAGCUUCAAUCGCUGGUUAUCUGGAGACAGUUCCUGACCCUCAGAAGGUCACAUGGAGUCCAUGUGCUGAUCCACUCAGAUUUCCAGACACUGAGGUCCUCCACAGUCUCAGCUGUAUGGCUCGUAACAAUAGUCUCUUCCUGGUGGCCAACAUGCCGUCCCGUCAGAGCUGCAACCGAACCUCAGACCCUCGCUGUCCUGAAGACAGUCAGUACCAGUUCAACACCAACGUGGUGUUCAGCGAUCAGGGCAUCAUCGUGGCCCGAUAUCACAAGCAGAACUUGUACUUUGAGGCUGCGUUUGAUGCUCCGCCAGAGUGUGAGUACGUCACGUUUACCACACCGUUCGCAGGCAGAUUUGGGGUGUUUACGUGCUUCGACAUCCUGUUCCGUGACCCAGCGGUGACUCUGGUAAAGGAAAUGGGCAUCCGGCAGAUCGUGUAUCCGACCGCGUGGAUGAACCAGCUCCCCCUGAUGGCCGCCGUUCAGUUUCAGCGCUCGUUCUCGCACGCGACGGGCAUCACGCUGCUGGCCGCCAACGUCCGAGCCGCAGAGUACGGCAUAACCGGCAGCGGCAUCUUCACGCCGUGGGAUUCACUCAUUCAUCAUGACACCGAGGGGAAUUCUGGGAAAUUGCUAGUGCGUAGAGUGCCAGUUUUGGAUCCGUCAUUUAUUGGGGACGACAGGCUUAAACUGGUGCCAUUUUCUGGAUAUCAAAAUUCAAAAGAACCAGAAAAGAUGCAUGUUUGGCCUACAAGUAGUUUUAAUUCAAAUCAUGAUGGAAAGUACUGCCAGAAAGACUCAGAAUAUGCAGAAGGAACGUCAUCUACAACCUUUAACUCCAUCAUGAUGUAUGAUAAUUUCACUCUGGUGCCUUUGCAAGGCACUGAAGGGAACAUCAGCAUUUGUAGUGGUUCAGUUUGCUGCCACCUGCUGUUCCGGAGAUCAGAUGCGCGUGAGUUUUACGCUCUAGGCGUCUUCAAUGGCCUCCAUGUGGUGCAUGGGACAUUUUACCUGGAGAUUUGUGCUCUGGUGAGGUGCACAGGUGAGCAUCACAACAGCUGCGGUGGAGAAACCGAACACGCUCAGACGCUGGUCGACUUCAGGCUCGCGGGGACCUUCACGACGACUCACGUGUUCCCGGGGAUUCUGGGUAGCGGGAUGACUCUGGAUGUUCCGGAUCAUUCCGGUUGGGAAGGUGGAAAUGGGUUUUACAUGAGCCGAACCGGAAUGAGCGCUGGGCUUGUAACCGCAGUGCUGUAUGGGAGACACUAUGAGAAGGACAAUGUCUAAAAUAUACAUGGUUCUUACUCUGGUUUUUAUAGGACACUGAUUGUACUGCAUUAGAAAUGAGAUCAUUAAACCUAAAAGAAAUGCAUUUGUUCACCCAAAAACGAAAGUGGAAAUUUCUGUCAUUUUAAUAAAAAUUGUUCCAAUCCUA